UGGUUUGCAUAUCGUGUGUGUGUUUUUCCAUAAAAGGAGUUGGCCGGAUGCUGUGUGAUGUGGUGCAGGAGUCAGGUCUCGUGUGCAGUUCAUUUGAAUGUUUAGUACGUAGAGAGCUCGCGGAGAGAAAGACGCAUGGAGCGCGCACUCAGUUUCUGACAGCUGAACACGGACAUACCUUACGUUCUGUCUGCACAUCUUUAAUCAAAACAUUUGGAUUACAUUUGGAGGCACCGGGCUGACGCCAUGCACCCUUGUGUUUUCCGCGUGUGUUUUCGUCGGGGUUUGCUCAUAUUUUCAGUUUUAUGCGAAGCUGCUGCUUUCAACCUAGAUUUGGAAAAGCCAACGGUUUACAAUGGACCAGAGGGAAGUUACUUUGGAUACUCACUGGACUUUUACCACCCAACACAGGAUAGAAACGCCAUGUCGGUGCUGGUUGGGGCUCCUAAAGCGAACACCUCUCAGCCAGGGAUUGUGGAGGGAGGAGCGGUGUACUACUGCCCCUGGCCGGCAACAGACCCAGACUCCUGCCGCCAGAUCCCCUUUGAUAAAGCAAAUAACCGAAUGGUUAAAGUGAACGGGACACGGGAGCCUCUAGAAUUUAAAUCCCAUCAGUGGUUUGGAGCCACAGUCAGGACCCACAAAGGCAAAGUGGUGGCUUGUGCACCCCUCUAUCACUGGAGGACAGUGAAGGUCAGCAGUGAGAUGGAUCCAGUGGGAACUUGUUAUGUGGCUGUCCAGAACUUUAGUGCCUAUGCUGAAUAUUCACCAUGUCGAACCAAUAACCCGGACCCCGAGGGCCAGGGCUUCUGCCAGGCAGGCUUCAGUGUUGAUUUCACUAAGGAAGGGACUCUGGUUGUGGGAGGGCCAGGGAGUUUCUACUGGCAAGGUCAAGUGAUCACUGCAGGAGUUGCAGAAAUAUUGAACGGCUAUUCCCUGAAAACUAUUCUGCGCAAAGUUCAGGGAGAGAAGCAGACUGUGGCUGCAUCAGACACAUAUGAUGACAGUUACCUAGGUUACUCUGUAGCAGUAGGAGAGUUUACAGGUGAUUUAGAACAAGAACUGGUAGCAGGGGUACCUCGAGGGGCACACAACUUUGGUUAUGUGGCUGUAAUCAACACAACAAACCUGACAUUUAUUCAGAAUUUUACUGGGGAGCAGAUGGCCUCUUAUUUUGGAUACACUGUUGCAGUGACUGAUCUAAACGGAGAUGGGAUAGAUGACGUGCUAGUUGGAGCUCCACUCUACAUGGACCGUGAGUUUGAGAGUAAACCUCGUGAGGUGGGCCGUGUGUACCUGUACCUGCAAGAGGACGUGCUUCUCUUCUCCCCUCCAAUCACACUCACUGGAACACACCUGUUCGGCCGGUAUGGAAGUGCCAUCGCCCCUCUCGGAGAUAUCAACCAGGAUGGCUAUCUGGACGUGGCAAUAGGGGCUCCAUUCGCAGGGGAAGAUCGUGGUGGCAGGGUCUUCAUCUAUAACGGGCAAAAAUCUGGGCUGAUGUUACAGGCAUCUCAAGUGCUGAAAGGUGAAUGGGCCUCAUCCGCCAUCCCAGCAGGCUUUGGAUUCACCCUGCGAGGAGAUUCUGACCUCGAUAACAACCAAUACCCUGAUUUGCUGGUCGGUGCAUUCGGAGUGAGUAAAGUUGUGGCCUACAGGGCGAGGCCAGUGGUUACGGUGGACGCUCAGCUGAUUUUGACACCCAGAAUUCUCAAUCCUGAGGACAAGUCCUGCUGCAUGCCCAAUUCUGAUCUUAUGGUAACCUGUCUCUCAGUAAAUGUGUGUGCAAAGAUCUCUGGGAUUGGUAUUCCUGAUUAUGUAGCUCUGAGAAUGGACCUGCAGCUGGACUGGCUGAAGCAGCGUGGAGCAGUUAAGAGGAUCUUGUUCAUGGACUCUCACCAGCACCAGAGAACCCAACAGUUGGUUUUGGGUCAAGGGGACCGCCAACAUUGCCAUAACUACACUGUUUACCUGCGGGAUGAGGGAGAAUUCAGAGAUAAACUGAGUCCUAUCAGCGUGACACUGAACUACAGUCUGGACCAGGACUCCCCUCCACCUGGCCUCCAGCUGCGGCCCAUUUUGGACCACUACAGCAAGACCUUCCACCAUGAGCAGGCAAACAUCCUGUUGGACUGUGGUGAAGACAACAUGUGCAUCCCAGAUCUUAAACUUUCUGCUAAAAUGGACCGGACUGAACUUAUAAUCGGGGAUGACAACUUGCUUGUGUUGAUCAUUAAUGCAGCCAAUAGGGGUGAGGGGGCGUACGAGGCAGAGCUUCAUGUGACCCUCCCACCAGAGGCAGACUAUAUUGGUGUGGAGCGCAGACGUGAGGAUCUUCAGCGGCUGAACUGUGAGCACAGGACAGAGAAUGAUACCAGAGUUGUGGUUUGUGACCUGGGAAACCCAAUGGUGGCUGAGACAAACUUGUCAGUUGGUUUACGGUUUUCUGUACAGAGGCUGGAAGAUGCCCCUCCUUCCAUUGGCUUUGAGCUGCAGAUACACAGCUCUAAUAAGGACAACUCCAGAAGCGUUCUGGUGAAUUUGACUCUAAGCAUUGCAGCGAGAGCACAGGUGGAGAUCAGAGGUGUGUCUCACCCCGCUCAGGUUGUGUUGCCUUUCCCUCGAUGGGAACCCAAAGAGAAACCUGUGAGAGAGGAUGACGUCGGCCCUCAGGUUCAACACAUAUAUGAGUUACAUAAUAAGGGUCCAAGUUCAAUAAGCAGGACUGUAUUGGAGGUGGGAUGGCCCAGUUGGUACCGUGAGGAACACCUCCUGUAUGCUCUUCAGAUCAUUACAGACGGACCUGUUCACUGCAGUGUUAAUGGCUCCCUAAACCCACUUAAGUUAGAGACCUCCACUCUUCAGGACACUCCAGAAUUACUGGGCUUUCUGAGGAACAGCAGCGGUCCAACUCGCCAUAGACGAUCUGUUUCUACAGCCCAGAGUUACAACAGCAAGAUUCUGAACUGCUCAAAUAUCAACUGCCUGAUGGUGGAAUGUGUUGUGGAUCGCUUGGAUCGAGGGCAGAGUGCAGUGAUCAAGUUCAGAUCUCGACUCUGGGCUCACACCUUCUUACAGAGACGGAAUGACCACUACACGCUAAACUCCACAGUGUCCUUUCAAGUGAUGUCCAUGCCUUACCGGAUCAAAGCUGAUUCACUCCCACACCAGAGCAAAUCAAUUGGCACAUUUGUGGUGUGGGCCAUUCCUGAUGUUUCUUUUGCCAUUCCCCUGUGGGUAAUAAUUCUGGCUAUACUGCUGGGACUGCUGGUACUGGCUAUGCUUAGCCUAGCAAUGUGGAAGUGUGGCUUCUUCGAUCGGGCGCGUCCACCCAAAGACAGUGAUGUGUCAGACCGAGAGCAGUUGACCGCAAAAAAAUCAACAGAUGCCUGAGAGCAGAACAGAUGACAAUUCUGAAAAAAAGAGGUCAUGGGAUGAAUCACCAUGAAGAGAGUGGAGGGGCUGUGUCCAAAGGUUUCGGUAUCUUUGUAGAAGACUACAGAUCCAAGCCUCUAAAUAAACUACAGCUCUCACACUGGACUGCAAUCUGUGAGCUGGCCCACAGUACCAGUCAAAAACAUUUUUAAAGCUUUAUUUAAAAUGACAGAAGAGCAAGAACUCUGGACAUGGCACUCUGAUAGAGCUGCGAUCCCAAGAGCGAUAUGCUAGAACAAAACUACAGGCUGAUCAAUACAAUCCCGAAGAUCAAGAUCUCACUCUCUGAUCAACUCCAUUGAGUUACAUUGAAACACAGUGAUGAUUUUGGACAAUAUAUUGUUUAAACUACCAAUGGAACUUAAGGUCAUAUCUUCUCAUCACCAGCUCAGCACUGGAUAUGGAUCGUUCCACAAUAAGCUUCACAUUGGCCACACACACACUGCAGCUAAAUAUGGAUUCACUCCUCUUUUAAGACAUUUCCAAUGUUUCUUUCAUUUAAUAUUUAAAUAUCAAACAACAAACAGGUUAAACUGUUCCAUAUUUCAUGUUUAUAGCCGAGAGAUUAUUACUUUAUUAUUAUGAUUAUUACUGUGGCAGUUUCAGGAAUGACUCCUGUUUUAUGUACACACACGGAACAAUAAUUUGCAGUGUGUAUAUGGCCAUUUUUAACAGAAUGUUUAAAAAAUAUCACACAUAGAAAGUCACAUACUGUAUGCAAAUAAUUGAUGUCACCUACAAGUAUACUUUAUGUAUUGUCAUAAAAUUAAUUGAUAAUGAUGGUGUAGUGGUAAAUUCUGCGAUCUGACUAGAAUCUUUAUUCUUACAAAGCUGGUCUGUUGCAUCAUCAGCCUACAGUGUAGUUUUAUAGCAUUGUCUCAUUUCACAUGCCUUGUCAGUGAUUCUACUGAUUACAUGUUGGAGCUUGUAAAAGAAUUGCUCACUAAGUACAAAUAUGGGAAUGGGGGUUAUGAGCAGAUAUAAAUUAUAUGUGCAAUAAUGGGACAUUUUUGAGUUGAUAAUUUGUGUGUACACUGGCUCCAAAAUGUGUAAAACCUGAGGUUCAGGUUGUUUUGUAUAUAAAGUUAAAACACUUGUCAGGCUUGGUCAAAGAAUAUUUCUUUUCCAAACUAAAGGGAACAACAAUAUUUUGUCUUUCAGCACCCUAAAUGCAUCUAUAAAUCACCAAUAAUGUUAAUGACAUGGGCACAUUUAUUUAAUCUGUUGGGAAUUAUUUUUUAUUUUUUUUAUACAGACUGCUACUGUAACGUGUUGUAUUCAGAUUAUGUUAAUAUUAAUAACAUCUUUUUUUCCUGGUUUCUUAUAUAUUUUUACCUCAAUCAAUGCCCAAUCAAUGUAUUUCAAUAAAUAUGGACCGAUAAUUCAAGAGCUGUUUUAAAAUUUUAGUUUUAACGAAACCACAUCUUGUCAUUCAUAUUUUCUCCACUGGAAGGACGUGAUCAAUGUUUCAGUUCUUAACUGAUAUUAUGAUGCGCAGCCCUGUCUAUUUUUAGUUUACACUUAUGAAAUUAAAAUGGAAUUUAAACUAA
Messenger RNA from Carassius gibelio (silver crucian carp), 4985 nucleotides. Its product is annotated as integrin alpha-8. The transcript has 30 exons. The record is from RefSeq and is a predicted model, not a curated record. Lineage: Eukaryota; Metazoa; Chordata; Actinopteri; Cypriniformes; Cyprinidae. Gene Ontology annotation, molecular function: integrin binding. Gene Ontology annotation, biological process: cell adhesion mediated by integrin; integrin-mediated signaling pathway; cell-cell adhesion. The coding region runs from base 247 to 3393 and encodes 1048 amino acids. Gene Ontology annotation, cellular component: external side of plasma membrane; integrin complex.